AUGGCUGCGUCUGUAGCGCGGCGCUGGUGGCCGGUGGUGGCCCGCCGAGGGCUCCAGCCCCGGAGAGGUUGUGUCUGCAGCCAGAGACCAAGAAGUUUCGCAACCGAGAGACGAGAUCGGAACCUCUUGUACGAGCAUGCACGCGAGGGCUACAGCGCCCUCCCUCAUCUGGACGUGGAGCCGCUGUGCGCGCGCCCGGAAGAAGCCGCCCGCACCCUGGAGCAGCGCAAGGGGGAGCUGCGGCCGGAAGACCUGCCGGCGAUCAUCGUGACGUGGCAGGAGCUGAGGCAGCUGCGGGAACAGAUCCGGAGCCUGGAGGAGGAGAAGGGGGCCGUGGCGGAGGCAGUGCAGGCCCUGCUGGUGAACCAACGCAACAGUCCAGUGCAGCAGGACCCGCAGUAUCAGAGCCUGCGGGCACGGGGCCGGGAGAUCCGGAAGCAGCUCGGGCUCCUGUACCCCAAGGAGGCCCUGCUGGAGGAGCAGUUCUACCUGUGGGCGCUGAGGCUGCCCAACCAGACCCACCCGGACGUGCCCAUCGGGGACGAGAGCCAGGCCCGAGUGCUACAUGUGAUUGGAGACAAGCCAGCUUUCUCCUUCCAACCCCGGGGCCACCUGGAAAUCGCCGAGAAACUUGACAUCAUCCGUCAGAAGCGCCUGUCUCACGUGUCCGGCCACCGCUCCUAUUACCUGCGCGGGGCUGGCGCCCUCCUGCAGCACGGCCUGGUCAACUUCACACUCAGCAAGCUCGUCCAGCGGGGCUUCACCCCCAUGACGGUGCCAGACCUUCUCCGAGGAGCUGUGUUUGAAGGCUGUGGGAUGUCACCUAAUGCCAACCCAUCCCAGAUUUACAACAUUGACCCCUCCCGCUUUGAGGACCUCAACCUGGCCGGGACCGCAGAGGUGGGGCUUGCAGGCUACUUCAUGGACCACGCUGUGGCCUUCAGGGACCUGCCAGUCAGGAUGGUUUGUUCCAGUACCUGCUACCGGGCAGAAACAGACACAGGGAAGGAGCCAUGGGGGCUGUAUCGAGUGCACCACUUCACCAAGGUGGAAAUGUUUGGGGUGACAGGCCCCGGGCUGGAGCAGAGCUCGCAGCUGCUGGAGGAGUUUCUGUCCCUGCAGAUGGAGAUCUUGACAGAGCUGGGCUUGCACUUCCGGGUCCUGGACAUGCCCACCCAGGAGCUGGGCCUUCCAGCCUACCGCAAGUUCGACAUUGAGGCCUGGAUGCCAGGCCGGGGCCGUUUUGGCGAGGUCACCAGUGCUUCUAACUGCACAGACUUCCAGAGCCGCCGCCUCCACAUCAUGUUCCAGACAGAGGCUGGGGAGCUGCAGUUUGCACACACGGUGAAUGCCACAGCCUGUGCUGUCCCCCGCCUUCUCAUCGCCCUCCUGGAGAGCAAUCAGCAAAAGGAUGGCUCGGUCCUCGUUCCCUCUGUCCUCCAGCCCUACCUCGGCACCGAUCGGAUCACAGCCCCCACCCAUGUGCCUCUCCAGUACAUUGGGCCCAACCAGCGCCAGAAGCCCAGGCUCCCGGGCCAGCCUGCCUCGAACUGA
Pipistrellus nathusii (Nathusius's pipistrelle) is the source of this 1554-nucleotide messenger RNA. NCBI's taxonomy places the organism in Eukaryota, Metazoa, Chordata, Mammalia, Chiroptera, Vespertilionidae. The record is from the annotation of a GenBank genome assembly.